AUGCCACCUCCAUCUGCGUCUUCCGCCUUGCAUCUCUUAGUCCUACCAAAGCCCUUUCGUGUCUUCAAACUCUCACCCUCGACCUCGUUCCCACUUGCUCUCAUCUCGAUACUCCAGAAGCCACCUAUUGGAGAUGAGUUCGUAUCGAUCACGAGAAACACAGACGAGGUCUCCGUCGUGACCGAUCAUGUCUUUGACCAGAAGGACGAGCUCGGGAUAAGUGAAGAGGGCGACUUGUGGCGGUGUAUCAAAGUGAGAGGCCCUAUGGAGCAUGGAUUAACUGGUAUUAUGGCCGCUCUGACAGCGCCGCUUCGGGACGUGGAGGUUCCAAUUUUCGCUAUUUCGACUUGGGACACCGACUGGCUACUUGUUGGAUUAAAUAAGUUGGAGAAAGCAAUCGAGGCACUACGGGCUGAUGGGUGGACAAUUGCCGCAGAAUAG
Messenger RNA from Rhizoctonia solani, 441 nucleotides. RefSeq names its product RhoGEF domain protein. The record is from RefSeq and is a predicted model, not a curated record. The transcript has 3 exons. Lineage: Eukaryota; Fungi; Basidiomycota; Agaricomycetes; Cantharellales; Ceratobasidiaceae. Gene Ontology annotation, cellular component: cytosol. Gene Ontology annotation, biological process: regulation of intracellular signal transduction; cellular response to L-arginine. Bases 1 to 441 code for a protein of 146 amino acids.